Messenger RNA from Poeciliopsis prolifica (blackstripe livebearer), 5565 nucleotides. RefSeq names its product NMDA receptor synaptonuclear signaling and neuronal migration factor a (gene nsmfa). The transcript has 16 exons. Gene Ontology annotation, cellular component: cytoplasm; nucleus. The record is from RefSeq and is a predicted model, not a curated record. Gene Ontology annotation, biological process: positive regulation of neuron migration; regulation of neuronal synaptic plasticity. Bases 204 to 2183 code for a protein of 659 amino acids. NCBI's taxonomy places the organism in Eukaryota, Metazoa, Chordata, Actinopteri, Cyprinodontiformes, Poeciliidae.
CAAGUACGUGCUCCGACCCAGAGCGAAAGGCGGAGAGCCGAGAGGAGUUCACCGCUCUGCGCGUGUAAAAAAAAAAAAACCCAGCGGCUCCCGGAUUUUGCUUCCAACUUUUCUGCGUUCCGCUCGUCUCGUCUCGUCCUUGUCGCAUUCCUCAGAGCGUUUGGAAUGACCACUUUUCCCGCCUGCGUCGCCUCCAUGUCAGCAUGGGAACUGCCGUGUCCAAAAGGAAGAAUCUGAGAAACGAUGCGAUAUCUUCUGUGGCAGCAAAAGUUAGAGCAGCGCGAGCAUUUGGAGAGUACCUGUCCCACACGCACCCUGAAAACCGAAACGGAUCAGCUCAUCUUCUGUGUGAAACCUUGGUGGGUCCUGAUCCAGAGUCGCCAAGAGACACGAUUGGACUCAACAACAACACUCACCUCCCUCCCUGCUCCUCUGCUAACGGCUGUACGAACAAACCAAAUUCUAUCCUGGCAAAGGAAAAGCUGGGCCUAAUCCAGCCUCCUCUCACAUCCAUCACAGUUUCUACCAAACCAACUAGUAUCGAACAUAGCUUCGCAGCAGAGGAGGACCAGAAGACGUCGUUUGAGUGCACCCGUGUGUACACCAUCUCUUCCCAGCACGGCAUGCUGAUGAGCAGUGGCCGGGGCAGCAAAGAGAGCCUAGAACUGGACAUCCUGAAGGAGAAGUCAGGGAGCGGUGGGGUAGGGUCUAGAGGUGGCCCAAUCCAGCCCUCCACCUCCCCAUCCUCUGCCUCCUCAUCUCCAACCCAGUACAUCCGCUCGAGCAGCAGCCGAGGCAUCAGCAGUUGUAGCCACCCUCACCACUGCAAUCACCACCAUCACCACACCUCCAUCUCUGGAAUAAACGCCUCCUCUAGCAGCGGUGGAAUCAGCGGGCCAAGCUGUAGCAGUAGUCACCAGCAGCAGCAAGCGGGUGCAGGAUCCCACUCCCAUCACAUGACCCACCACCAUGCCCAUCAUCACCAUCACCUAGCCCAACCACCGCUACAGACCUCCGUCAGCGCGCACAAUAUCCGUAGCCUUGGUGAAGGUGCGAAAGGGGAAGCAGAGUGCAGUGGGCUUGCUUGCGACUCGUGCAGCGGAGCCCCUUCGCGUAGCCAAGGGUCACUGGACCUGGAAAGUACAUCCAGAGAGGCAGGCAAGCAGCACCGACGCCUAGAGCGGAUGUGGAGUGUGGACCGGGUGACUGGGCUGGAGAGAGAGGACACCAACUGGUUCCCCAAGGAAAACAUGUUCACCUUCCAAACAGCCACAACAACAAUACAAGCAAUAUCGGCUUUCCGGGGAUUUGUGCAAAGAAAAAGACAAGAGAGGGAGCAGGAUACGGCAGAAGUCAUCCUGAGGAACUUCCGGAAGCAUCUUCGGAUGGUGGGAAGCAGAAGGAUUAAAGCGCAGACAUUCGCUGAGCGUAGAUCGAAGAGUUUCAGCCGUUCCUGGAGUGACCCCACCCCAGUCAAGACUGACUCCCCUCAUGAGGCUAAAGACAGUGGAGACCUGCAGGCCUCCACUAACGCUCUGGAGGAUGGAGCCCUUGAUGAUGCUCUAGACUGGGAGGAGGAGAAAGAGAUGGAGAGGCUGGCCUGUGAAGGAGAUGACUUUGUUCCUCCCAAAAUCAUGCUGAUUUCUUCCAAGGUUCCAAAAGCAGAAUACAUUCCCACCAUAAUCCGCAGGGAUGAUCCAUCUAUCAUCCCCAUCCUCUAUGAUCAUGAACAUGCAACUUUUGAUGACAUUUUGGAGGAAAUAGACAAGAAGCUCACCGCGUACAGGAGAGGAAGUAAAUUCUGGCGGAUGCUUAUCUUCUGUCAGGGAGGCCCUGGUCAUCUGUACCUGCUAAAGAACAAGGUGGCGACCUUUGCUAAAGUGGAAAAAGAAGAAGAUAUGAGCCAAUUUUGGAGAAGAUUGAGUCGCUUUAUGAGUAAAGUCAACCCAGAGCCAAAUGUGAUCCACAUAAUGGGAUGCUAUGUUCUGGGAAACCCCAACGGAGAAAAGCUGUUCCAGAAACUGAAGAAUCUGAUGAGGCCAUAUUCUGUUGAGUUUGAAUCACCGCUGGAGCUGUCUGCACAAGGCAAAGAAAUGAUCGAGAUGUACUUCGAUUUUCGCCUUUACCGCCUUUGGAAGACGCGCCAACACUCUAAACUCUUGGACUACGAGGACCUUUUGUGACGAAGACAUGCUGACAACGAGUGCAGCGGUAGCCCAACAGUGCCAAGAGGACACUGUUAAAACUGACGAUCCAGUGGCAGAACAUAUCUUAAUUGUCAGGUUGGGGCCGACAGCUUAAAAAAAAUAAAUAAAAUGUUGUUCCUGCUUUAAUGCUGGUGGAGGCUGGAAGUGGAGGAAGACAGAAGGAAUGAGAAAAAAAAAUGAGGAUAAACCCCAACAAAGCUGAACUAUCCAUAUCAAACCUGUCAAAUCUGUUUUUGUUUUUUUUUCCUUCAUCACUUGAGUUUCAAAAAUAUAAACUGAUGAUUAAAAAUGUAUACAUAUGCUGUUUUUGUCACACUGUUGUUGCAAUGUCAUGCUUUCUGGGGCAAUGUACUUCAGAUGAAUUGCUAUAACUCAUCCUGUCUCAAUGUGGUUCUGUGUUUUGACCUCUCAGACUGGCCCCUGAGACAUACAUAUACAUCGGUAAUGUUAAAGUGUGUAUAGUUCACAUAAAUAUAUUAGUAUAGCCUUAGUCAUGCAAAUAAUACUCUAUACUGGAUCAUUGUUUCUUUUCUAAGUGCAUUGUUGUGCAGUUUCAUAUGGAAAUACUUUGAAAUAACUCAGGUUUUUGCCAUAAAUUUAAUGAAUCUGUCUAUUCUACGAUGACAUUAUAAUAUUCAAUGCCAUUGCUUUGAAUGAAUGUAUUAUCUCUAGAGAUUUGUGGGAAUAUGAAUGUUUUGUGAGGAAAAAAAAAAGUUUCGGGUGUGUUUUCCAUUUAAAGUAAGUGUGCAUUUUCUCUUAAAUCUCCUUUAAGCAAAAAGAAUAAUUGCCAGCAUUGCCAUAAAUAUCCCUUUGUCAUGUCUAUUCAAAAAGGAUGAGAGUCCAGCGUGACUCAUGAUGUCAAAGGAUGUAACAGCCAUCCAAGGGCUCCUACAACUGAAGAGGAGUUUCCCUGAUGAUCAAACCUUGUUCUUUUGCAGCGGGAUCAGUCCUAACAAUAGAACCAACUCCUUUUUUUCUGUUAAAAAUACUCUUGCUGCUCUUAGUAAGAGCCAAACAAGCCUCCAGCACCUCUAGCUUUGAAGACCAGAGUUCUCUGAAAUGGAGAAGUCUACCAGAGUAUGAAGCAGUGAGCAUUUAUAUGACCUCACUGAUGGGUGUCAACGUAUUUAAGAAGACCAGAAAUGUGCACUCUUAGAAGAGCGGAACAAUUCCAGCUGCUUCUGGCAGACUAACGAUGAUGUAAUCCACACAGAUGCAAUCGCACAUGCUAGGGCAUAGACCAGAAUACAUUUAGAGACAAAGUUAGAAGGGCACAGGUACCAUAGCCUAUUUAUAAUUCAGCUGGUGUGCUUGUCAUGAGCACAACUGCGAAUGGAAACAUAGUUCUGAUAUCCGCUGUGGCUCAGGGGGAAGAUUUCUGAGGGAAAUAACACAGAUGUCAUCUCAGCAAUGGCUUUAGACUUCAAAUUCAUUCGGAUUCGUUUGUGACGACACUGGUUGAGUGGACGUGUGUGAGAGCUUAUCUGCAGUAUGUAAAGAAUGAAAAUGCUGCCGUGUUCCAGAGCAGAAAGUAAAGGUUGAUUAAUUAAAGGUGGUAAAUUAGGAGAUUAAAACCAAUUAAAAGGCACAUAUACCUGACACCUAAAAUUGUAGAAUUAGAUCACUUAACAUAAUAUAAAGGAAGCUGACAUAUUUGUCAGUGAAAAUUAUAUUUAUAUUUCUGUUGUCUAUGAGAAAUGUUUUUUUUUUCUUUUUUUUGGCACCACUGCCAGAGAUCCUUCAAACAAAUUCAGCUUUUAUUGCAGUUACAAACUUUUCAGUGUAAAAACAUUAUUCAAAGGCUGCGGGUGAGGAGGGGGUAUCUGGGACCUGUGUGAGAUGCUAUUAAUAAUCACUUCAUAUUACUGAAGCAAAUAAUGAGGGGAAUCUUAAUGGAAAAUGGCCCAGGUUUACGUUGGUAAAGGUGAUCAUUUUUCCUUUCCUCUUUUCCCAUUUAGAAAUUUGUCGUCAAUUGUUAUUUUGAUGUAAUUUUUUAGUUUAGUUUUUUUUUUCACACCUUGGUUAAACGUGACCAGAUCCAGUACAGGGGUUUUUUUGUUUUGUGUUUUUUUUCCAAGUUAGAGAUUAUGUUACUGCAAUAAAAGAUGGAUUUAUUUUAAGGCUUUUUAUACGUCUUCAACAGGUGAGUCAGUAACUUUUGCAAACAAAGCUUUUAAUUUCAAAGGAAAUGUUAGUUUUAGAUUGAAAAAUGAAAUAUUUUUUAUAAGAGCAGGCCCUGGGGCAAAUCAUUAUAUCCUUAUAAAUCUUUUUUUAUCUUCAAAUUCUAGUAAACUGCAAUUAGAAGUAUGACAUUCUUGUACUUUAGUUGACAAAAAAACAAACAAAUCAAAUCCCUAAAGUGACCAUUAGCUGCUUUGGUUUUUAAAAGUAGGGUCUUGGGUAUUGUCAAAACUAAAUUGGGAUUCUACCAUUUUUGCUUUGCUUGUCUGGUCAGAGGGAACAUUUACUGACAAAAUGUUUUAAACAAUGCUUAAUUCAAGGUGUUUAAAAGGACACGGUGCAAAACUAAUCCAAUCACAGCAGUUCCACAACCACCACCAAGAUCUGUUAUACUACAAAGAGCAAGAAAGUAAAAUUUAAAUAGUCGAGUGUUUGCAGACAAGAAGUGGGGGUAGAAAGUGUGUAGGGCUUAUAUGGUUGUAGCUUUUAACACACAAGACAAUGCUGUCGAUAUUUCUGUUAUAAUUCUUAUAUACUUGUUCUGUUGUCAAUAUAUAAGGAUUUGUUCAAGUUUGAUGUGAUUAUCCUUUUUUGAGAAAAAAAAACAAACUAAAUGAUCUUUUUCUUAUUAUUUCUGAUGUAUUUGCUGUGUCUGACAUUGCAGUCCUAGCCUGUUUUUCUGGAAUAGCCAAGUGCUCUCAUCUCUUCUCUCUUUCUCUCUCAGCCUGAGUCACGUAAUGUGUUUUCACUACAGAUUUAAAAUUCAGCAGUUACACAACCUGUCAUCUCACAGAGCCAUUUUAAUUCCAGCAAAAGCACUGUGCUGCCAAAUUCUCCAAGAAGUCGCCCUAAACAGCUGCUGGAUUUUAAUGGGAUUAUUUUUCAGAGUUUUCACCCCGGCAUAAUUUUCCGCUUCAGAAACACGGCAGCCACGGGUUAUUUCAGUCAAAAAAAAAAAAAAAAAAAAAAAAAGUGCCACAGGAUAAAAAUAAUCUAGUAUCUGUCCUGAGAAAAAAUGUCUUACUCAUUUAGGAUUCUGUUAAAUUUAUUUGGGAGGAUAAGGAGAAGGGCAUCGUGACUCAGGAGUUUAAGAGAGAUUACUUUUGUUUCUAUCAUUAGCAAGAAAAAAAAUGAAGGAGAUUCACUGGAAAUCUAAUUAAAGAUUCUUAUGAGUUUA